This is a messenger RNA of Macrobrachium nipponense, 1401 nucleotides long. RefSeq names its product gastrula zinc finger protein XlCGF57.1-like. Lineage: Eukaryota; Metazoa; Arthropoda; Malacostraca; Decapoda; Palaemonidae. Bases 1 to 1401 code for a protein of 466 amino acids. The transcript has a single exon. The record is from RefSeq and is a predicted model, not a curated record.
AUGAAUUCAGAUGUAAACAGAGAUGGAAUAGACCCUUUAUCAUACACUAUCAAACAAGAGGCCAAAGAUGUGGAUGAUGUUCAUAUGUCAGAGUUUGUUGACUGUAGUAAAUUUUGUAUUGCAACAAUUGACAUAAAAAAGGAACCAACAUCAGUUGACAUAAAAAAGGAACCAGGAACUUUUGAUUCUAGUGAUAAUGAAAUGGAAAGUAUGUAUAUUGGUGCACAGAAUGAUAAUUCAGGUUAUUGUAAUGAUAAAAGUGGAGAGGAAGGAAUUGGUUCACCAAUGGCUGGUGAAGGUGAAACAGCUCUUAGAUGUGAUAUUUGUGCAAACACAUUUCCAAAUGAAGAUACCCUCAUAAUGCACUUGAAAAUUCACAUAGGGGAGAAGCCUUAUACCUGCCAAGAAUGUGGUAAGGGAUUUAUUUUGAAUGAUACUCUUCAGAUGCAUUUGAGAAUCCAUACUGGAGAUAGAUUGUAUACGUGCAAAGAAUGUGGUGAGAGAUUUAAUUCAAACGAGACCCUGGAAAAUCACAUGAGAAUUCACACUGGUGAGAGAGCAUUUUUAUGUAAGGAAUGUGGGAAGACUUUUAAUUCAAAUGUGACGCUCAAGAAUCACCUGAAAAUUCAUGCAGGCCAUAGACCAUACACGUGCCACCAGUGUGAUAAGUCGUUUCAGCGAGAAGAACAUUUGAAGGACCACAUGAGAAUUCAUACUGGUGAGAGACCAUUUGUUUGCAAUGAAUGUGGGAAGACUUUUAGCCAGAAUGGGAAUCUCAAGAAUCACAUGAAAAUUCACACUGGAGAGAGACCAUUUCCAUGCAAGGAGUGUGGCAAAUCGUUUUUCAGGGGAGCACAUCUCAAUGAGCAUAUGAGAACUCACACAGGUGAGAAAUUAUAUGAAUGCACAGAGUGUGGAAGGGCUUUUAGUGAUAGGGGUAAACUCACAGUUCACAUGAGAAUUCACACUGGAGAAAGACCAUUUGAAUGCAGCCAUUGUAGAAAAACCUUCAAUCAAAGUGGCACUCUCAAGAAUCACUUGAAAAUUCAUUUAGGAGAAAAACCAUAUGAAUGUAUUGAAUGUGGAAAGUCAUUUAGUGAAAGUGGAAGUCUUAAAAAUCACAUGAGAAUUCAUACGGGCGAGAGACCUUUUAAUUGCAAUGAUUGUGGAAAAACAUUUAGUGAAAGGUCAACUCUCAAGAAACACAUAAGAAUACACACUGGAGAAAAACCUUUCACGUGUUCUGAAUGUGGAAGGACUUUUAGUCAGAGUGGAAAUCUCAAAAAUCACAUGAAAGUUCACACAGGAGAAAAGCCAUUUUCAUGUGAUGAGUGUGGAAAGACAUGUAGUGAAAGAGGCGCUCUUAAGAAGCAUAUGAAAGUUCACAAACUUCCUAUGUAG